Messenger RNA from Stegodyphus dumicola, 4233 nucleotides. RefSeq lists its product as uncharacterized. Gene Ontology annotation, biological process: DNA repair; DNA replication; resolution of meiotic recombination intermediates. The record is from RefSeq and is a predicted model, not a curated record. Gene Ontology annotation, molecular function: protein binding. Lineage: Eukaryota; Metazoa; Arthropoda; Arachnida; Araneae; Eresidae. Gene Ontology annotation, cellular component: Slx1-Slx4 complex; nucleus.
UGUCAUAGCCAUAGCGAAAAGUGUGACGUGAAUCGUUGAUGUGCUGUUCAAAAAUGUGUGUUUUUAAUAUGUAACUCUUAUAUUUAUUUAUUAAUGUUUAGUCUGUUUCAUACUUUUACCGCGUGAAAGAAAUGUUUUACAUUUGUAACAAAUUAGAAAUUUUAUUUUUAUGACCACUAUUUGAUACAGUGUUAUGAAGAAAAUGAAGAUUUUAUGUUCAUAUAUAACAUUUGAUGUGCAGUUAUGAAAAAUAAAAAGAAAACAGGUCAAUUAACAUUUGAUUCUGGUGAUAUAAAUGAAGCUGAACAGGAGAAAGAAAAUAUAUUUUCUAAAUUUGAAAAAUCCACCCCUCAAACGUUCUAUAACUGCUUUAUCAGAUGUAAUACUGGACCAGCCCUUGAAUGAAAAGAGAAUAAAUAUUCAAGAUAUUUUAAAAUUGAAAAAGAAAAUGAAUUCUUGUGAAAACUCAGACAUUAUUGUCCUGCCAUUUGAGGAACUGAAUGAUGAAAAUAGUAAUAAACUUGAAACUGAUGCCUCAUGUCCAAAAUCUGUUUUUGGUUCAUCUAGUAAACGUUGCUAUGAAACUUCUGAUGAUGAAGAUAUUGAUUUUCAGAAAUGUAAAAAAUGGAUCAAAUUAAAUCAUUUGAAAGAUGCUGAUAAAAAGGAAACAACCCCUUUUCUGUGCGAAAUUUGCAAAAGCAAUUUGGAAGAUUUAAAUUUUGAAGAACGUUCAAUUCACGUGAAUCGAUGUAUUGAUGAGCAGUCAGAAUCUGGAUUUUCAACUGUUACAGAAUCAUCAUCAUCAGAUACAGUUUUUAUAUUAGAGUGUCCUUUAUGCUUCAAAAAUUUUUCAACUCCUGAAUUACGUUCAACUCAUGUAAAGAAAUGUGGAAAAUCUCGUGGGCUUACUGUUCAAAGUGUGGUGAAAGCUCUGCAACUACAAGAAAAGCACGCUUUGGAAAGAAAGAUGCUGGGCCUUCCUUUGAAGCCCAUGAAGCAAGCAAAACAGCAGAAGAAACCUGUUAUCAAAAGGCUCAUAGAACCUAAAAAUGAACAACAAUCUGACAUACAGUUAGCUAAGGCAUUAUCUUUGUCAUUGGACGAAGAAAACAAAAAGCAGCAUAAACCUUGCAAAGAGGAUAUUAUUCCAUUAACAGCUGUAUUAAAAGCACCUGAUGAUUCUCAAAAUCCUGGGAGAAAGGCAAACAAAUGCAAUCGAAUUGUAAAAGAGACUCCUAUAUUACUGCUUAGAACUGAAGAGGAAAGAAGAAAAAUUUUGGAAGAAAAAGUUGAUGCUAUUGUCAAUCCUUUGAAUAUGAUUGAAAGUAACAUUACUAAAGAGGGAAAUACUGAAAGCUCUUCAAAAAGUCUUUCUAAUCAGAUGCAGGUCCCUCUGUUGUGGAAUUUGAGUAGUAAAAAUGAGGAGAAGACUAUGUAUUAUGUGGAACAGCUGUUUGAUUGGAUAACCCCAUCAAAUACUGAGACUGGCUGCAAACUGUUCAAUCUUUCUCAGAUACCAGGUUAUCACAUCAUUACCCAAGUACCACGUGAUUAUAGUUUUAGCAACAGUAAUACAGAUGCUGUAUUACCAGAAUAUAAUCAAACAUUGGAUUCAAAUAAUUCUGUUAUUGAUUGUUUUCAAUCACUUGUUGCAAGCUCUUAUAUGAGUGAUGUUGAAAUACAUACAGCCAGUGGAAUAGUUAUCCCUGCCCAUAAAUUAUUUUUAUCUGCAAGAUGCCCAUCUUUGAAAAAACUUCUAGAUACAACAAGCCAUGAAAAAUAUGUAUUAGACUGGAAAGACAUAUCAUUUGAUGGUGCACUGCAAUUUCUCAAUUUUAUAUAUACUGGAAAUGCUGAAUGGAAAGAUGAUUUAAUUCCUGAGCUAACCAGUUUGGCAAAUAAGUAUUCAGUGCAUGAUUUGCUAAGACAAAUUAAUAACAAUUGUGGAUCUUUAAAAACUGUUGCAGAAGUAGGGGUACAUCCAUCUUCUAGAAUAGCAAAUGUGGAUGUGGAGAUUAAUGCAAGUGGUAUGCAUUCUGCAAAAGAACAAUAUAGGUCAGAUCCAGUUGAAAAUAAUUACUCACCACUGGCUACAAAGCUCAAUAUUAGAAAUGAAAAUAACUUCCCGUAUUUAGAAAAGGUAUUUAAGGAAGACAGAAACCUCUCUGGUUGUGAGGUUGAAAUUGACAAAUUUAGUCAAGUAAGCAACAUAAAUUUAGAAAUUGUGAAUAAUUUCAUCGAUUCAAGCCUUCAACCUGAGAGUCCUGCUAAAAGUGAAUUAAAUAUGUGUGAGGCCUCACAAAACGAUAUAUCAGAAACAGGUGGCAUCAUCAAUCAGGUUUCUGAAUUUAGAAAUAUAAAGGAAAUAAGUGAAAAUACUGCUAUCUGUAGCACCACUUUUAGCCCUAACCAUUCCUGUAGCAAAAAACUCGGUGAAAUUGAUAAUAUUUUACUCAAAUCAGUAAAAGAGCAAUCUGUAAUGAGCUUUAAUAGUACAUCUGGUGUUGACAAUUUAUCUAGUGAUUGUGAUGAAGAUAUUGCAAUAGUUGGAGAAUUUUCUCAGAAAAGUAGUUCACAGAUUUCUAAUGUAGACAUAUGUGAAAGAAAUAUUAUGCAUGAUUCCUGUUCUGCAUUAUGUGUCCAAAGUAAUAGUCAAAGUGUUAAUAAAACUCUUACGCAAGAUACAUUCCCAACUCAAAUAGAAGAACAUUCUCCCGAUGUUUCUGAUUAUCAAAAUAAUGUUCAAAGUCAAACUGUAACAGUGCAGUCAAGUUUAUUAGUGAGUGAUUUAUGUAAAAGCAUGCUUGAAUGCACUAGGGCAUUAUCACCUAAUUUAGAAAUUUCCAUUAUAAAAGAUAUGCAUAAAUCAUUUGAUCAAUUUAGGGAUCUGCAACAACAGUCUCAUGAUAAUAAAAAUGGUGGUAUUAUAACAGCAUCUUCAGCUGUAGAUUGUUUUUUUACUUUAAAGGCAAAUGUUUCAAAUUUUCCUGUUGAUAAAAGUGUUUUCAGAAGUCCUAACAAAUUCUCGUCUUCUAGUAAGAGCAAGGGAGAUAUUUCAUCACCUGAAAUUCUAAUAUCUGACUCUGAUGAAGAAUUACCUGCUGUUCUUCUUUCUGAUUCCAAUGAAGACAUACCAGGCUUGUUGGAUUCAACAAAAAUUAUUGAGAACAAAUCUAUGUCAGAUGCAGAUCAAGUUGUUGUAGACAGCAUACCAUACAGGGACAGCAGUACUCAUAAUUUCUCACACAUACCUGACAGUUCAAAUAUGAUAGAACUAAGGAAUGACUUAUCUCCAGAUAUCUUAAUUUGCUCUUCAGAUGAAGAUGGAUCUUCUGAUGAAGUGAAAGGAACGGUUCCAUUUACAGAAACUGCAUCUUGUAAAUCUGAUAAAACUGAUCAGCAGUUUAUAAGAAGUCAAGUUUGUUUUGGUGUAGAUAAUGAUGAACUGAAUAGAAAACCACAAAUUUGUCUUGAUGUUGGUAGUAAUGAACUAGUUGAAAGAAAUCAGGAUAAUGAUGAGUUCAGCAAAAAAAGGGGAAAUGUUGUUCUCUUAAAUAAUGUUAAAUUAAAUGAAACAAAUUGGAUUUAUUUUGACUCGAAUGAAACAUGUGAAAAAGGUCAAAUUUGUGUUGAUUCUGAAGAUCAUGAGCUAAAUGAAGGAAAUUCAAUCUGCUGCAGUCCUGGUAAGAAAAAGGAAAAAGAGCUUCCAAGUGAUCUUGAAUCAUCCAGUGAUGACUCAUUUUUGUCUUUGACUCAGAGAAUCUGUGCACUGACCAAAGAAGCUUCCUUCCAAGAUUUUCAGGCUCCAAGUAAACAAAAUAAAGUAUCUGAAACAGAUACUCAUAUUUCAAAUUUAAAAUCUAGGAAAUCAUCAACUGUAAAAAAAUUAUCUGAAAAAACAACACAGCAAAAGAUGUGUAAUGAAAUCUCACAUUCUGAAAAGAAAGAAAAUUGUUAUAAUGAUGAAAUGAAUAAGAAAACAGCAAAUUUGUCUCAAUGUUGGUAGCAAUGAGCUAGUUGAAAGGAAUGAAACUGAUGAUGAGUUCAAUGAAAAAAAUGAAAAUUCCUUUGUCUUAAAUGAUUUUAAAUUAAAUGAAAGAAAUUGGAUGUGUUUUGACUCAAAUGAAACAGAUGAGAAAGUUCAAAUUUGUGUUGAAUCCAAGAAUCAUGAAUGGAAUGAAGAAAAUUCAUGUUACAGUUCUAAUAAGGAGAUGGAAAAAAAACUUCCAAGUU